AUGAGAAUGUCUUCAGUAUCCCUCGUCAGAUCGCUGCCUCUCUCGUGCGGCUUUCAAUCAAAUUUUAUUUCCUGAUCGAGACUAAUUCGACGCGUCAGCGUUUAACUCAAAUUUCCAGGAAAACCGGCGCGCUUUGCUUUUUAUUCUUUCUCUUCCUCCUUUCUUUCUUCUUUUUCAUUCACACCCACUUGAUACCCAAAUAGCUAGUAUAUCACUAGCCUUUGCUUCCCUACACUUUCACACAUAACACAUACAAAACAUGGACGAAGAGCCAGUGGACGCCGUCUUCGGCGAUAGGGUGCGCCGCUUCCAGGAGUUCUUAGACGCGCCGAACGGAAAAACCGACUACAAGGACGCGAUCCGUGAGAUGCUCAUCCACAGCAGAAAUCGCUUACCUGUCUCCAUCGACGAGGUCCGCGACUUUGACAAGGAGUACUGGGCGGGGUUGUUGAACUUCCCAGCAGACUUUCUUCCCGCGGCAGAACGCGCCCUCCGCGACACGAUUCUUACAAUCUACGACCCUGCCGAUACGCGCUUCGCGUAUAUCGACGAGCAGACAAGCUUUUAUGUGUCUUUCCGUGGCGCAUUCGGAGAUCACACGGUAUCGCCGCGCACGAUCUCGUCGUUCCACCUCUCCAAGAUGUUGUCGAUCGAGGGAAUCGUGACGCGUGCGUCAUUGGUUAGACCCAAGAUCAUCCGGUCGGUGCACUAUGCCGAGAACACGGGCCGCUUCCACGCACGUGAAUACCGUGACCAGACAACGUCGUUCGACCCCGUGUCGCACGCGGCCAUCUACCCCACUGAGGACCCCGACGGUAACAAGUUGAUCACCGAGUACGGCUACUCGACAUACCGCGACCACCAGACGAUCAGCAUCCAGGAAAUGCCCGAAACCGCGCCCGCGGGGCAGUUGCCGCGGUCUAUCGACAUCGUGCUCGAUGACGACCUCGUCGACUGCACCAAGCCCGGCGACCGUGUGCAGAUUGUCGGGGUUUUCCGCUCUCUCGGCAACGGCGGCAGCAACGUUUCGCACUUCCGCACGGUCGUGUUGGCGAAUGCGGUGUACCCGUUGCACGCGCGGUCGUCCGGGGUGUCGCAGCAGGAAAAGGUGACGGAUGCGGACGUGAUUGCGAUCACGGCCAUCGCCAAGAAGACCAAUGUGUUUGACGUUAUGGCCCAGUCGCUUGCGCCGUCCAUUUAUGGCCACGAAUACAUCAAGAAGGCUGUUCUCUUGAUGUUGCUCAGCGGGGUAGAGAAGAACUUGGACAACGGGGGCCACUUGAGAGGUGACAUCAACAUCUUGAUGGUCGGUGACCCAUCCACGGCCAAGUCGCAGAUGUUGCGCUUUGUUCUCAACACCGCGGCAUUGGCCAUUGCCACCACCGGGAGGGGCUCCUCGGGUGUCGGUUUGACCGCGGCCGUAACCCACGACAAAGAGACAGGUGAGCGACGUCUCGAGGCCGGGGCCAUGGUGUUGGCUGAUAGAGGGAUCGUGUGUAUCGACGAGUUCGACAAAAUGAGUGACAUCGACAGAGUGGCCAUCCACGAGGUGAUGGAACAGCAGACGGUGACCAUCGCCAAGGCCGGGAUCCACACCUCGUUGAACGCGCGGUGCUCAGUCAUUGCAGCCGCGAACCCCGUGUACGGCCAGUACGACGUGACCAAAGACCCGCACAAGAACAUCGCGUUGCCGGACUCGCUCUUGUCGCGUUUCGACUUAUUGUUCAUCGUCACCGAUGAUGUGUCGGACGAGCGCGACCGCGCCAUCUCCGAGCAUGUGUUGCGCAUGCACCGGUUCAUCCCACCGGGGUACUCUGAGGGCGAGCCAAUCCGCGAAAACACCCAUCUCUCUCUCGCAGUCGGCGAGAGCUCGGCCAACACCGAGAACGACGACGCUGCCGUGUGGGAAAAGUUCAACCCGUUGUUGCACGCAGGUGCCGCACAGGCGCAUAAAGGCACGAACGGCAUGCCUGAGAUCCUCUCCAUUCCGUUCCUCCGCAAGUACAUCCUGUACGCGAAGGCGCGUGUGCGCCCGGCGUUGUCGCAGGCAGCGUCUGACUACAUCGUGGAGAUCUACGCGGGGUUGCGGAACGACGUGGGGCGGUCUGGAAAGCAAACCGCUCCGAUCACCGCACGUACGUUGGAGACAUUGAUCCGUUUGGCUACUGCGCACGCGAAGGUGCGGUUGGCGAAGACUGUGAGCAAAGAGGAUGCCCAGGUGGCGAACGAUAUGUUGCGGUUUGCCCUUUUCAAAGAUGUUCCGAAGAAGCCGUCUAAGAAGUCGAACAAGAAGCGAAAGGCAGGCCCGGGGCCAGAGGUAGAGUCGGAGUCGUCACAAUCGCCGGAGGCGGAAGCGAUAACGAACUCCCCAGAACCGGCGGCCGGGCCGUCCGAAAGGGAGCUUCGUGCCAUGCGCAGAGACGGCGACGGCGAUAGCGUGAUGGAGGAUGCCCAGCCGUUGCACCACACCGCGGCGUCGAACGUCCCAGAGAGCACCCUCAGCGCGGCGCGCUUGGCCACCUUGAUGCGCGCAAUGGCGCGCUUGAUGCAAGGCGAGAUCUUUGCCAGCGAGAGCUGCGCCAUCGAGGUGGUGUUCGAACAUGUGAAUCGCGAAAUGUCCGAGGAAGAGCAGUUCUCGCGUGAGGAAUUUGUCGACGGGAUGACUGAUAUGGAAAGCAAGAACCAUCUCAUGAUGGCGGAUGGGAAGAUCUGGAAGGUUUAGGCUACGAGUAUGUAACUUGAGCCCCAGCGGAAUAGGUGUGUAAUAUAAAAGUUGUUAAGAAUGAGCUAGGUGCGAGGGCAUAGCGGGUACGUAGCACGGGGUAGGAUGGGUUAGAGAUGAAUAUAACGGUCAUGAUG
Babjeviella inositovora NRRL Y-12698 is the source of this 2859-nucleotide messenger RNA. It is a transcript of the gene MCM3, whose product is annotated as MCM DNA helicase complex subunit. Gene Ontology annotation, biological process: DNA strand elongation involved in DNA replication; DNA replication; mitotic DNA replication initiation. Gene Ontology annotation, molecular function: single-stranded DNA binding; single-stranded DNA helicase activity; ATP hydrolysis activity. Gene Ontology annotation, cellular component: nucleus; MCM complex. Lineage: Eukaryota; Fungi; Ascomycota; Pichiomycetes; Serinales. The transcript has a single exon. The coding region runs from base 260 to 2722 and encodes 820 amino acids. The record is from RefSeq and is a predicted model, not a curated record.